GAAUGACGAGCGACGAACGCCGAACGUUCGCGUGUUUUGACAGUGAACAGAAUGUCCCCUUUGAAAACAUAAAUAAAUGGCCACCGUUGUUAUUACGUUUUUCCUAUUUGCACGAUUUUAUGUUUGUAAAAUGGACGCCGACUCUACGGAGAGGCGGAGGGAACGAUACACGUCCCGAAGAGACCGGUGGAGUAUGAACUCACAACGGCUAGAGCAAAUCGUCGCGGAGCUGAUGAAACCCAUCAGCGACAUCCGCCGAAGCUUCGAUACAGACCUGAGCGCGCUCUUAGAGGAGUACUUGACGGAGGCGGGGCUCCACGCGCUAGAGGCGGGCGAGCGCGAGGAUAAUGAGGAGGAGGGACUUCCCGCCAAUGGCGUCCCCAACUUCGCGGAGCUGGCGCUGGUGCUGCAGCACUCUGCCUGCGUGUACGGACGGAAGGUCGACUUCCUGUACCAGCACGUGCUCAGCGUCAGCGACUCGCUGCAGCACAGCACGCAGGACGACGCGCCGCCCGACCAGCUGUCGCACGACAACUCGCACGUCGCCAAGCGCCGCCGCAGAGCCUCCGCGGCGUCCGGCGACUUCGUGCUCAUCGACCUGGAGCCCUGCCCCGGCGCCAGUCGCGAGCCCGACGCCCGCGUGCCGCCCACCCUGGCGCGCCACUACGUCGAGCUGGAGCCCCGCCCCACGGCUCUCUGGGAGCGCCCGCUCGUGGACUACCGGGGGGAGCCCAUCGGGCUGCCGGCCGACUUCUACGUCACUUGGAGGCUACAGAACGGAUUACUAGUGGACGAGCUGGUGUCCCCGUCGGGUCCUCGAACGGAGCCCCUGCGGCCCAUCUCUCUGGCAGAGCUGCAAGCUGCCAUCUUAGCGCACGGCCUUCCCUCUCCGGUGCGCACGUCCACACCCCUGAUGCUGGAGGCGCCGCCCCUCGAGCCGCCACCCAUCACUCCAGUCGUUGCCAAGAAUGAGAGGAAGCGGAGGAAUGAAGUCCAUAUAGAAGACAUCGCCGAGGGUUCCUUGAGACUCGUCAUCAGCAAUGAGCUGGGCGCGCGCCUGGCCGAGGUGGAGGAGUUCAGCGUCCGCGGCGGCUGGGUCUCGCGCGUCAUCCGGCGCCGGAAGCUGCGGCUGCUGCACCAGAGACACAAGUCACGGAAGGAGGAGGAAGACUUCACAGUGUUUCGCGGUUUUGACAUGGCGGAGGAGGACGUCGGAGGGUUCCCGGGCUGGAGCCGCCCCCCCGCCGCGGCCCUCCCGGCCACCCCGGCCCUCCCGCCCCCCCGCACCGCUGAGGACAGUGACGACGACGGGUUCUUCGAGCAGAGCUCCCUGGGCGACUCCGACUCCUCGCGGCUGGACGAGGAGCAGCGGCACGCGGAGGGCGGCUGGCGUGGCGCGCUAGACGUGCGCGGCGUGGCGGCGCGCGUGCUGGCGGCGUGCGGGCCCCGCGCGCUCCCCGCCGACGCACUGCUGGGCCGAGCGGCACCGCGCCCGCAGGACGUCUCCACCGUGCUGCUCGCCACGCUGUUCCUGGCCAACGCAGGCAACGUGGAAAUAAUUCAAGGUCCCCCGCUGAGCGUGAACUCGUUCUCAGUUCGGCUGCUGUCCACGGACCACACGCUCUACACGGCCGCUACACAACUUGAUCUCGACAAAAUAUCUCGGUGAACCCGAAUAACACACCGGCGGUAGAUACUACUGUUACGGAGCCGUGGGAAGCAUCUUGUGAACCACCUAAGAGUUCACAAGAAACUAGAGCUUAUUAAAUAAAAUAUUCUAGAUAAUUACCGUUUUAAGCACUCACAAUCCCUCUGAGCUGAUACAGUUCAUAACAAAAAUAAACUGAGGAAUUAAUUGAUUAUAACUUAUAACACUACUACACGCUACGUUCGUGCUCUGCGGUAAUCUGUUUUUAAAUAUUAUUGUAAUGCGUUUAGAUUUCAAUUACUUACAAAUACUGUUAAAAUAAUUGAUCGAUGGUUGUUUUCAAUUAACGUCGAGUGACAGAGAGGCUCAUAUCAAUUAUCCUAUAAUUUCAAAAAACGGUAGAAUUUUGUAAAUAAAAAAUUAAUGAAUCCAGAAAUUUAUAUUCCCAUAUACUAUAAUCGGACGUAUUUUGUUUUUGUUUUUAUAUAGAUUGUACUGUUUUAUUUAAAUCAAUAAUCCAUAUAUGUACAUAAUAUCAAUUGUAAAAAUUAAAUCUUGUAAAUAUGUGUGUAAAUGAAAUGUAAAUAGUUAUAAAUGUGAUACGAUGUCGCGUGCAGGGCACAGCUACUCGGGAACUGUAUGUACUUGCAGUUAGUUAGGUGCACACGGCCACAUGUCCGGGCGCGGCCGCCCUACAGGGGACGGAAAAUGCAAUAUCUCCACCCGGAAACAUAUACCUAUAAUGGUGAAAUGGAAGAAAUGCCUUCCUGUACCUUGAAUCUGUAUGUUUUGGGUACUAAUUGGAGCCGCACGAUGUGCAGCGCGCAUUACAUUCGUUUUACUGGUGGUAGGACCUCUUGUGAGUCCGCACGGGCAGGUACCACCACUAUUUCUGCCGUGAAGCAGUAAUGUGUUUCGGUUUGAAGGGUGGGGUAGCCGUUGUAACUAUACUGAGAUAACUUAUAUCCCAAGGUGGGUGGCGCAUUUACGUUGUAGAUGUCUAUGGGCUCCGUAAACUACUUAACACCAGGUGGGCUGUGAGCUCGUCCACCCAUCUAAGGCAUAAAAAAUAAAAAAAAUACUUAAUAAUUUUGAAGUAGAUGAUUGGCUAAACAGAUAUAAUCUGACCCAACACCGCAUAACCAUGAAGCCGUUAAUGACCGUACCAUCGCGCUGCGACCCCGGGACCCUGACCAGAUUCCCUUCACGUUAAAUAUUCUUUAAACUUUUUCCAAAACAUUUAAACAACUUCAACAACAAAAAGUUCUCAAUCAUGGACAAAUAUUUUUAUUAGUCAAAAAAAUUAGAUUUUAUUUUUGUAUUCAAAAUCAUGGUAACUAUUUUUGUAAACUAGUUUUUAAUACGAUCCAUUCUUGGUGCCUUAUUUUAUUUCAAGUAGGGCGCAUUAGAUCCGCGCACUGGAUUCAAACACUAGAUCCGCGCACUGGAUCCACGUACUAGAUGCGCGCACUGGAUCCACGCACUAGAUCCACGUACUAGAUGCGCAUACUAGAUCCGCCCACUGGAUCCACGCACUAAAUCCGCGCACUGGAACCACGCACUAGAUCCACGUACUAGAUCCAAGCACUAGAUCCGCAUACUAGCUCCGCCCACUGGAUCCACGCACUACAUCCGCGCACUAGAACCGCGCAGCCACGUGGCCGUACACUUCACAUUUGAAAACAUUUAACUAUGUUAUAAAAUAGUUUCUGUUAAUUUUAUCGAAAUUGAACUUAAUUUUGCUCAUUGAAGACGCUCGCACAGAAUUACUGUCGUUUAGAAAUUGUAAUGUAAUGUUAUGUAAAAUAAUCUUAACUUAAUUUUGCUGUGUUGAGCCGCCAGAGGCAGAUGUUUAUGCAGGUGAACUUUAAAAAAAACAAUUUUUUUGGAAUUUUAACUUUUGUAACAAUUGAGAGUUCAUGAAAAGAUACAUUAAAAAGCAUAAAACAUCAAAGAGGAGAAACAUUAAAGUGUUUUAAAAAUAAAUAAUACUAAACUGA
Messenger RNA from Bombyx mori (domestic silkworm), 3648 nucleotides. RefSeq lists its product as uncharacterized. Gene Ontology annotation, biological process: meiotic chromosome condensation; mitotic sister chromatid separation. Gene Ontology annotation, molecular function: chromatin binding. NCBI's taxonomy places the organism in Eukaryota, Metazoa, Arthropoda, Insecta, Lepidoptera, Bombycidae. Gene Ontology annotation, cellular component: nucleus; condensin complex. The record is from RefSeq and is a predicted model, not a curated record. Bases 77 to 1669 code for a protein of 530 amino acids. The transcript is spliced from 9 exons.